AAAAAAACAAAACAAAAAAGAUUGUUGCAAAUCUUGAAAAUGACGAAACCAACCUCAUCGUAUGAUAAAAAACACUACAUUCACUGGCCCAUGGAUUCAAAAUUGCACGCAAUUUGAUAACACAAAAUUCAAAUUUUCUCAAAGAUCUUCAAAUUCUUUACUCAAAUUCUUCUUCCUUCACCUCAACAACCUCAAUUUUCUUCUCUUUUACUUCUUUCAAAUUCAAAUAUCUUUUUUAAAUUUUCUUCAAAUUCCGAAUUUGCCCUCAUCUUGUCGAGAAAUGCCAAAUCCUCAUCCAUCUAAAUAGCCGCCACCAAACCAGCAUCAACCACCGCCGCAAACUACCGAUCUCAGAAAAUGAUUGUUCGCACAUACGGUCGUCGGAAUAGAUCAAUUUCGGGAACGUGUUCAAGUUCUUCCCUAAACGACGACGUAUCAGAGCCCUUUGACUCUUCCCAAGAACAAGACCCUCUCUUCGGAAAUUUCGCUUUCUCUUCCCAAGAUUCAUCUUCUCAGUGGUCUUUCUUCGAUUCUGAUCCCAAUUCAAUCGACGAUUUGUGUGGCGCUGGUCGUCGGGAGUCAAAGAGAGUUAAAAGUGAUUCCGGGAAGAACGGAUUCUCUUUUCCGGCGACUUCGACGUUGAUGGAGGCGCAGGAGUUUGGAGAGAUGAUGGAGCAUGUUGAUGAGGUUAAUUUCGCUCUUGAUGGACUCCGUAAAGGUCAACCUGUUCGGAUUAGAAGGGCUAGUUUGGUUUCUCUCUUGUCAAUUUGUGGUACAACGCAAAAACGAAGGCUUCUUCGUUCUCAAGGGAUGGCAAAGACAAUAGUUGAUGCUCUUUUGGGCCUCACUCUCGAUGAUUCUCCCAGUAAUCUUGCAGCUGCAACCCUUUUCUACAUUUUGACUAGUGAGGGUCAAGAUGAUCAUCUCCUUGAAUCACCUUGUAGUAUUCAAUUUCUAAUCAAGUUGUUAAGACCAAUUGUAUCCACAGCUAUUAAAGAAAAAGCACCGAGUUUUGGCUCUAAACUUCUAUCAUUGCGUCAGAAUGAUGACAUGCAAAAAAAAUCAACGUCGAGAUUUGACUCUAGUUCUGUUGCAGUUUUUUCUAGAGUGCAAGAAGUUCUAGUUAAUUGCAAAGAGCUAAAAGCUACCUGUCAGAAUAACAGUGGGAUUGAGAGGCCAGAGUUAUGUCCAAAAUGGUUAACAUUGCUGACUAUGGAGAAGGCUUGUUUAUCUGCCAUUUCUCUUGAUGAAACAUCCGGUGCUGUAAGGAAGACUGGUGGGAAUUUUAAGGAAAAACUAAGGGAGCAUGGAGGACUUGAUGCAGUCUUUGAUGUCACCAUGAAUUGUCAUUCAGAUUUGAAGAAUUGGAAGGAUUGUAGUUCUCUGUCUACCGAAGAUUUGAAAAAUGACAAACGUUUAAAGAGCCUAACCUUGCUUCUGAAGUGCCUGAAGAUAAUGGAAAAUGCUACUUUCCUAAGCAAAGACAAUCAGACUCAUUUGCUUGGAAUGAAAGGAAAAUUGAGUCCCAAGGCAACCCCAUUGUCUUUUACGGAGCUUAUUAUAAUUGUCAUAAAGAUGCUCUCAGAUCUAUGUUUGCGUCGGAGUGCCUCUGCUGUGUCCAUUGUUAACAAGCUUAAUGAUCCUAUCUCUAUGGUCAGUGAUGAUUCUGAAUGGGAUCAGCUCAGAUAUAAAGAGAAUAAACCUGUAUCCAUUAGUUCCAAUGGGAAUUACUAUGGUGUGGAGAGGGCAUCUUCUAUUAAGAAUUCUAAUGUUUCUCAUAAAACCCAACUGUUGACAUGUGCUCGGUUAGAAAGAUCACUCUCUGUUUCUGAAACUCCCAGCACAUCAACUACUGAUACAUACUCACUAAAGAUGAGGAUCAAUUCAUCCACAUCCGGGUCUUGCAGUGGUUUAUCAAAGAGUUCAAACAGUAAAAAGUCCACGACCCAAAAUAGUUCCAGGAAGAAUGUCCACUUUACUGAAGGUUCCUCGGUUAUAGUCUUGGAUGAUAGUCCAGACCCCUUUGCAUUUGAUGAGGAUGACAGUGGUUUAUCAAAGAGUUCAUACUGUAAAAAAUCCAUGACUCAAAAUAGUUCAAGGAAGAAUGUUCAGUUUACGAAAGGUGCCCCGGUUGUAAUCUUGGAAGAUAGCCAAGAUCCAUUUGCAUUUGAUGAGGAAGACAGUGGUUUAUCAAAGAGUUCGUACUGUAAAAAUUCCAUGACCCUAAAUAGUUCCAGGAAGAAUGUUCAGUUUACAGAACGUACCCCAGUUGUAAUCUUGGAAGAUAGCCAAGAUCCCUAUGCAUUUGAUGAGGAUGACAUUGCACCCUCUAAGUGGGACCUACUAUCGGGGAAACAAAAAAAAUCUAGUCCUAAAAAACAUAAGGUUGCAAAUAGAGAAUUUGAAAAUGAACGUCAAUCGCAAACCAAAAUGAGUCAAGAAGAAUCAAGUGAUGGGAACGUCAAUUGUUCUAGUUCAGACAUAACUUAUGAAGAAGAUUCCAGCCUUCUAACUGAUUGCCUCCUUACUGCUGUUAAGGUGCUGAUGAAUUUGACUAAUGACAACCCUAUUGGCUGUCAACUAAUUGCUGCCAAUGGAGGACUGGAGGCUAUGUCCAUGUUAAUUGCUGGUCAUUUCCCUUCUUUCAGUUCAUCAUCAUCCUUUGCUCAGAUAAAAGAAAAUUCUUUGAGAACUGAAAAGGACCAUCUAUGUGAUAGGCAUCUUACUGAUAAUGAGUUGGAUUUUCUCGUUGCUAUUUUGGGCUUGCUUGUGAAUCUGGUUGAGAAGGAUGGUCGUAACAGAUCACGGCUUGCAGCAGCCAGUGUUCUACUACCUUCUUCAGAAGGCUUGGACCAGGAGGUUCGACGGGAUGUUAUUCAAUUAUUAUGUUCUAUUUUCUUGGCUAACAAGGGUGAAAGUGAGGUGGGAGCUGGGGAAGAUAAAAAAUUUGAACUGACUGAUGAGGCAGCUGUUCUACAAGGUGAAAAGGAAGCUGAGAAAAUGAUUGUGGAAGCUUACUCCGCAUUGCUUCUAGCAUUUCUUUCCACAGAAAGUAAGAGCAUCCGUGCGGCAAUUGCUGACAAUCUUCCAGAUCACAACUUAGCAAGUCUUGUACCUGUGUUGGACAGAUUUGUGGAAUUUCAUCUGUCUUUGGACAUGAUUUCACCAGAGACUCAUAAAACUGUUAGCGAGGUCAUCGAAUCAUGUAGAAUUCGGUGAAAGAUCAAAUGGAAAAAUCUGUACAGUCAUAUUUUGCUUUAGGAUUUGUUGCUACUCCAAUGGAAAUGGAAUUGCCGAACUUCACUUCAUUAGAAUUUGACCACCUUUUAUACGCUGUUCUCAUCGCUCAUACUCUUAUUUUUAUAUCACCAUGCUGGUGAUACGAAGAUGCUUGUAUACAAAAAUCAAUAGUAGGAUGUGUUCCUAGCAAUAGCAUAGUCUGUGUAAUCAAUAGUUGUAAUUUUUUUUUUUGGUUUAUUCAUUCAUAUUCUUGUAUUAGAAGCUCACAUGUUUUGUUUCAAGUUCUCACGUCCUUCAUUUCUCCAUUUUUUCA
Messenger RNA from Trifolium pratense (red clover), 3553 nucleotides. RefSeq names its product wings apart-like protein 2. The record is from RefSeq and is a predicted model, not a curated record. Bases 358 to 3219 code for a protein of 953 amino acids. Lineage: Eukaryota; Viridiplantae; Streptophyta; Magnoliopsida; Fabales; Fabaceae. Gene Ontology annotation, biological process: regulation of chromosome condensation. The transcript has 13 exons.